This is a messenger RNA of Drepanopeziza brunnea f. sp. 'multigermtubi' MB_m1, 1074 nucleotides long. RefSeq lists its product as uncharacterized. Gene Ontology annotation, cellular component: plasma membrane; eisosome filament. Gene Ontology annotation, molecular function: lipid binding. The record is from RefSeq and is a predicted model, not a curated record. Gene Ontology annotation, biological process: eisosome assembly; endocytosis. Lineage: Eukaryota; Fungi; Ascomycota; Leotiomycetes; Helotiales; Drepanopezizaceae.
AUGCAUCGCACCUAUUCCAUGAGACAAUCGCGGGCUCCUACUGCCUCGCAACUGCAGAACCCGCCCCCGCCAUCCUCCAGCACCAAGUCGGGCAGAUUCUUCGGAAAAGGAGCAAUUGGCCAUGCCCUCCGCCGUCAAGCUGCGGGUGUCGGCGGCCCCGACCUCGCUAAGAAGCUUUCCCAGCUCGUGAAGAUGGAGAAGAACGUUAUGCGCAGCAUGGAGCUCGUGGGUCGGGAGCGCAUGGAGGUUGCGCAACAACUUUCCAUCUGGGGUGAGGCGUGCGAUGACGAUGUUUCAGAUGUCACGGACAAGCUCGGCGUCUUAAUUUAUGAGAUCGGUGAGCUCGAGGACCAGUACAUCGACCGCUAUGAUCAAUACCGGGUAACUAUCAAGUCCAUCCGCAACAUUGAGGCUUCCGUCCAACCCAGCCGAGACCGCAAGCAAAAGAUCACCGACCAAAUCGCCCAGCUCAAGUACAAGGAGCCCAAUUCCCCUAAGAUCGUGGUGCUCGAGCAAGAGCUCGUCCGUGCCGAAGCUGAGUCCUUGGUCGCCGAAGCCCAGCUUUCCAACAUCACCCGCGAGAAGCUGAAGGCUGCCUACACCUACCAGUUCGACGCGCUGCGCGAGCACUGCGAGAAGCUGGCCAUCAUCGCUGGCUACGGCAAGCACCUGCUCGAGCUCGUCGACGACACCCCCGUCACUCCUGGUGAGACCCGUGCUGCUUACGAUGGCUACGAAGCCUCCAAGGCCAUCAUCCAGGACUGCGAGGAUGCGCUCACGAACUGGGUUACGGCAAACGCCAAAGUCUCUUCCACUCUCUCCACUCGUGCGAGAACAUUGUCUCAGCGCCGUCGCAACAACAUCCAGCGCAACGCUGAGGGUCACGAUCUCACUGGCCAGGACGCUCCAUUGCACGACCGCGAGAGCGGCCUCUGGAUCCCAGCUAGCGCUCACAAGGGCGACGAGUAUGAUGACGAGGAAGAGGAUGACGAGGAGGAAGUCCGCGCCCCGUCCAUCCAGGAAAGUGCUGUGAAUGGGGAGAGCCGAGGCCGUCAGGAGUCUGUGGCUGCCUAA